Schistosoma margrebowiei is the source of this 1743-nucleotide messenger RNA. The record is from the annotation of a GenBank genome assembly. Lineage: Eukaryota; Metazoa; Platyhelminthes; Trematoda; Strigeidida; Schistosomatidae.
AUGAUAGCACUCUAUUCUCAUCGUCCUGUCUAUUUAUUGCUCGGACGAAGUUUGAACACGGCAUCUACUUUAAUUCAACCUCAUAUAACAGAUAAGCAUCGUGGAGUAAUUGAGUCAUGCUGCACCAUCGAAGUUACGACCGAUCGGCUAAGCUAUGCGUCUUUGUGCUUGGAUCCUGAAAAUAAAAAUUCAGUUAUUCUUUCCAACUGGAACAGCCUUUCACUCAAUUUGCCUUCUGGAAAGGAAUUCAGACCGUACAUGUGUUCCUCUAUGUUCAAAGCUACCACUCAACGUUUGGUACAUGAUAUUUGCUCAUCUGGAAAAUUGACCAGUAGUCAAUUCGCUUUAGUGUAUGUAUCUUCUAAAUUAUCUUCAGCCUCAUUGGUACAUGCGGGUUUUAUGGGCUACCUUAUCGGAUAUUUGUGUACAGAGUCCAUUAAACAAGAAUUUUUACCCCCAUCCUACCUUCCCGUUUUCACCAUGAAUCAUUCUUAUCGAAAACACCUUCUCUCAUCAUGGAGAUCUAAGUUUGUGAGCCGUAAUCCAGAAUGUAUUAUUCGUGGUAUUGAAGAUCUGUUUACCACACUACCUAAGCUCUCGUUUACUGACAGCAACUCUAUAGCCACUUAUACGAAUAUUUUUCUCAAUGCAGAUGGCAAUCUAUCAAAUUACAGUGUACGUAUUCCUAAUGAGAAUCAAAAUAUUAGCUACAAUCAACUUAGUCUUGCUAAUGUUCUUGUAGAUGGAUAUGGUUUCCUUGUCCAUGGAAUAAUGGUGAUAAAUGAAAAGGCAUAUAAUUGUUCUAAUAUAAUUAAAGACAACAUUUUAUGUAGUAACUAUCUUGGAGCAAGUACUGAUGUUAUUCUUCGACCUAUCGCACCAUUAUCAACUUCUUCAUUUACUAAAAUCCAUAACUUAGACAUUCGUAAUGUUCAUCAAGCUGUAAUCAUGGGUUAUCUUCUAGCAUUUUUAUCAUCCAAUAUUAACAAUACACCAACAGGUCAAUUAUGCAUAUCAACUAAUUGUCCAUCAAUAGAAACUUUAGUAAAAUGGACUAAUCAAUCAACUAAUCGUUGGACAACUUAUUUAAGUCAUCAAAUGUUUAAAAAUCAACCUAAUAUUACGUUCUCUCUUCUUCCUGUGAAAUCUAAUCAUUUAACAAAUAUAUCGGCCCCAAUAAAAACUAUACAUAAUAAUAAUAAUGAUUCGUCAGAAAUUAUUCAAAUGCGUGUAGAAUCUUCACAAUUGUUUUCAAUUUAUAAAUGUUUCAAUUCUAAGAAUCACGAACAUAUUAAUACUGUACAGUUUUUACUAGCUCGAUGUUUGUUGUUAUCUGUCAAACUACAGUUACAUACUGUAGACUUACAUCCAACAAUUCUUGCAGAUGGGAGCAUAAUUCGUCAUAGAACUAAACGAUGGGCCUUUUAUGAAAUACAUAAAUGUGGUCGUAUUAAAGGAUAUAGUUGUUUAGAACAUCGUCAUUGUUAUGAACGUUAUCUACGUCAUGAUAUGGUUUGUUUUGAAGUUUAUCCAUGUUUAAGUUCAUGUAUAUUUAUUGCUCAGCUUCACGAUGCUGAAAAAUUAAAUGAACAAAUUAAAAAAUUAUUAUUAGACGGUAUACCAGUCAAUAAUCAUAACGAUCCGAUUAAUUAUGUACGAGAACAAACGGCAAAAUUAUUGAAGGAAUUAAAUUUAACUUUACCAUUGCAUAAUCAACCAAAAGUCUCAGUCAAAAUAUUAUAA